GCUGCCGCCUCUGCUCAUCUCCCGCACCACUCCUCUACCUCUCCCCGGGUUCCGAGCUUAACGUCCCCGGGCCGGAGAUGGCGGGCGUCGCGGCAGCGUCCUUCUUCUCGAACGCCUGCCGGUUCGGCGGCUGCGGGCUGCACUUCGACUCUCUGGCCGAGCUCAUCGCUCACAUCGAGGAUAAUCACAUCGACACCGAUCCGAGAGUGCUGGAGAAACAAGAGCUACAACAGCCCACAUAUGUUGCUCUGAGUUACAUUAACAGAUUUAUGACUGAAGCUGCACGUAGGGAGCAGGAGAACCAGAAAAAGAAAGUGCAACCGAAAUUGUCACUGUCAGUCACUGGAAGUGUGAACCGUAACAACACGUCCACACCCCCGCGUCAUAGCAACGGCAGUCUGACCCCGCCUGUGACUCCGCCCAUAACUCCUUCAUCUUCCUUCCGCAGCAGCACACCCACAGGCAGUGAAUGUGAUGAAGAGGAGGUGGAGUAUGAGGACUCAGACAGUGAUGACUCGUGGACCACAGAGAGUGCGAUAAGCUCCGAGUCCAUCCUGAGCUCCAUGUGUAUGAAUGGAGGAGACGAGAAGCCGUUUGCAUGUCCAGUGCCUGGCUGCAAAAAGAGAUACAAAAAUGUGAACGGUAUAAAAUAUCAUGCCAAAAAUGGACACAGGACGCAGAUUCGCGUGAGGAAGACCUUUAAGUGCCGCUGUGGGAAAAGCUACAAAACCUCUCAAGGGCUUAGACACCAUACCAUCAACUUCCACCCCCCACUGUGAUAACCAAACACACACACACCUUCAAACUCCUACUUCCUUCGUCUGUCUUUUCCUAUUUUCUUAUCUAUUCUUUAUGUCUGUUGUUGUAGGGGUGGAUUGCUUUGCACAAUCCAUUUACAUCAUUACUUUUCAGACUUAGUACAAAAGAAGAAAGGACUGGGACUAUCUACCUAGUUGCGAUGCUCAGAUAAUAUUGCAAAAUAUUAUCUUAGCAAAAAAAACAUUUUGAAUAUAGGCAAGUUGAUCUUAUGUU
Molecule: messenger RNA, 1032 nt
Organism: Trichomycterus rosablanca
Lineage: Eukaryota; Metazoa; Chordata; Actinopteri; Siluriformes; Trichomycteridae
Gene: jazf1a
Product: JAZF zinc finger 1a
Exons: 5
Coding region: 78-779 (233 amino acids)
Cellular component (GO): nucleus
Source: RefSeq, a predicted model, not a curated record